Messenger RNA from Pipistrellus nathusii (Nathusius's pipistrelle), 972 nucleotides. NCBI's taxonomy places the organism in Eukaryota, Metazoa, Chordata, Mammalia, Chiroptera, Vespertilionidae. The record is from the annotation of a GenBank genome assembly.
AUGUCGGAGCGAAAAGUUUUAAACAAGUAUUACCCCCCCGACUUUGACCCGUCGAAGAUCCCCAAGCUCAAGCUCCCCAAAGAUCGGCAGUACGUGGUGCGGUUGAUGGCCCCCUUCAAUAUGAGGUGUAAGACGUGCGGAGAAUACAUCUACAAGGGUAAGAAGUUCAACGCGCGCAAAGAGACGGUGCAGAACGAGGUCUACCUGGGCCUGCCCAUCUUCCGUUUCUAUAUCAAGUGCACGCGCUGCCUGGCAGAGAUCACCUUCAAGACAGACCCCGAAAACACAGACUACACCAUGGAGCACGGAGCCACGCGAAACUUCCAGGCCGAGAAGCUCCUGGAGGAGGAGGAGAAGAGAGUGCAGAAGGAGCGGGAGGAUGAGGAGCUGAACAAUCCUAUGAAGGUGUUGGAGAACCGAACCAAGGACUCCAAGCUGGAGAUGGAGGUACUGGAGAAUCUGCAGGAGCUCAAGGACCUGAACCAGCGGCAGGCCCACGUAGACUUUGAGGCCAUGCUGCGGCAGCACCGUCUGUCCGAGGAGGAGCGGCUGAAGCAGGAGCAGGAGGAGGAUGAGAGGGAGACGGCAGCCUUAGUGGAAGAAGCCAGGAAACGAAGACUGCUGGAGGACUCCGAUUCGGAAGAGGAUGCUGCUCCUGUCCCGCCCCAGCCGGCCUUCCUGCCCAACCCCAAACCCACAGCAAUCCUGGACGAAGGCCCGAAGGCGAAGAGGAAGACGGAGAGCUGGGAGCGGAGUGUGGGCACCCUUGGCAGCAGGCCUCAGCUCUCAGGCCUCGUUGUGGUGAAGAAAGCAGGCCUGGAUCGCAGCACCCAACAGGGCCAGCUGGCACCCACACUGGACACUGUGAGCAACGGGAAAGCCGAAGACCCUGCAACCAGGACGCCCGGCACCUCCUCUCUGAGUCUGCUGGGUGCAUAUUCGGAUAGUGAGGACAGCAGCAGCAGCAACUGA